AUGAACCUGCCCCCAGACAAGAUGAAGCUGCUCAACCAGUACGACAACGAGAAGAAGUGGGAGCUCAUCUGUGACCAGGAGCGUUUCCAGGUGAAAAACCCACCGUCCGCCUACAUCCAGAAGCUGAAGAGCUACUUGGACACGGGUGGCGUAAGCAGGAAGGUGAGGGCUCCUUCCACCCCUUCUCUCCUCGUCCCACAGUUCAAGAGGCGAGUCCAGGAGUCAACGCAGGUGCUCCGGGAGCUGGAGAUUUCCUUGAGGACCAACUACAUUGGCUGGGUCCAGGAGUUCCUCAACGAGGAGAACAAGGGGCUGGAUGUGCUGCUGGAGUAUCUCGCCUUCGCCCAGUGCUCUGUCACGUACGACAUGGAGAGCGCCGAGAACGGCAGCCCGGGCUCUGACCAGGGCAAGGUCCUGGAGCGGUCGCUGGAGGACCUGAACAAAAGCACCUCCUCAUCCCCCACCCAGGGCACCUCCAAAUCUGGCUUCAGCCUGGUGAUGAACCACCCAGCCUGCGUCAAUGAAAUCACCCUGAGCCUCAACAACAAGAACGCCAGGACAAAGGCGCUGGUGCUGGAGCUGCUGGCUGCCGUCUGCCUGGUCCGAGGUGGCCACGACAUCAUCUUGGCUGCCUUUGACAACUUCAAGGAGGUCUGCGGGGAGAAGAACCGCUUUGAGAAGCUGAUGGAGUAUUUCCGAAACGAGGACACCAACAUCGACUUCAUGGUGGCCUGCAUGCAGUUCAUCAACAUCGUGGUGCACUCGGUGGAGAACAUGAACUUCCGUGUUUUCCUGCAGUACGAGUUCACCCACCUGGGGCUGGACCACUACCUGGAGACCCUCCGUCUCACCGAGAGCGACAAGCUGCAGGUGCAGAUCCAAGCCUACCUGGACAACGUCUUCGACGUGGGGGCCAUGCUGGAGGACUCGGAGACCAAGACGGCCGUGCUGGAGCACAUGGAGGAGCUGCAGGAGCACGUCAACCAGUUGACGGAGAAGCUGCAGGAUGCGGAGAACGACUCCAUGGCCAAGAUAGCGGAGCUGGAGAAGCAGCUGAGCCAGGCGCGGCGGGAGCUGGAGGCGCUGCGGGUGAGCACCCUGAAGGUGAAGAAGCCGAUCCAGACCAAGUUCCGCAUGCCCGUCUUCAACUGGGUGGCGCUGAAGCCAAGCCAGAUCGAUGGCACUGUCUUCACCGAGCUCAACGACGAGAAGGUGCUGCAGGAGCUGGACAUGAGUGACUUUGAGGAGCAGUUCAAGACCAAGGCGCAGGGCCCUGGCUUGGACAUCAGUGCCCUCAAGGUGAAGGCCACGCAGAAGGCUCCCAGCAAGGUCACCCUCAUGGAGUCCAACCGAGCCAAGAACCUGGCCAUCACCCUCCGCAAGGGCGGCCGCAGCAUCCAGGACAUCUGCACAGCCAUUGAGACGUAUGACCAGCAAGCUCUGAGCCUCGACUUUCUGGAGCUGCUGCUGCGCUUUCUGCCCACCGAGUACGAGCGGACGCUCAUCGGGAAGUUUGAGCGGGAGCAGCAGCCGCCCGAGGAGCUCUCAGAUGAGGACCAGUUCAUGAUCCGCUUCAGCAAGAUCCCGCGCCUGGCCGAGCGCAUGAAUGUCAUGAUCUUCCUGGGCAACUUCAAUGACACGGCCCAGCUGCUCAUGCCGCAACUCAACGCCAUCAUCGCCGCCUCCAUGUCCCUCAAGUCCUCCACCAAACUGCGCAACAUCCUUGAGCCGUUGUGUCUCGUCUUGGCCUUCGGGAACUACAUGAACAGCAGCAAACGUGGGGCAGCCUACGGCUUCCGCCUGCAGAGCCUCGACGCGCUCCUGGAGAUGAAGUCGACAGACCGCAAACAAACGCUGCUGCAUUACCUGGUGCGGGUGAUCACGGAGAAGUACCCUGAGCUGACCGGCUUCCACACGGAGCUGCACUUCCUCGACAAGGCGGGCACAGUCUCCCUGGACAGCGUGUUGCAGGACGUGCGGAGCCUGCAGCAGGGGAUGGAGCUGACCCGCAAGGAGUUCAUGCGGCAGGACGACAGUCCUGUGCUCAAGGACUUCCUCAAGAUCAUUUCAGAGGUGAUGGAGAAGCUGCAGGCUGACAGCAAAACCGCCAAGGUGGGUGCUGGGGGCAGUGUGGGGUCAUGGGGCAGGAUCGGGCCCCCCCAUUCCUACCUGGGGACACCCCGAGGUGCCCUCUGCUCAGACCUCUGCCCCAUGGGAGAGGCUUCCAGGUGGGAUGUGGCUCCAGCAGGAGAACCGGGAGGGAUACGGAGAGGGAUGUUGCCCAUCCAGAAAGCCAAGCGGCAGCAGAUGGACAUGAUCGCCGAGCUGAAGAAGAAGCAGAUGGUGAAGGAGCCGCUCAUCUACGAAGGAAAAGACGGAGCCAUCGAGGAUAUUAUUUCAGAUCUGCGGAACAACCCUUACCGGCGCGCAGACAAGAGCCGCGGCAGCGCCAAGAAACGGGCUGCAGGGCAGAGCCUGCAGGCGACGCCGGACAUCUCGCUGUGA
Charadrius vociferus (killdeer) is the source of this 2505-nucleotide messenger RNA. It is a transcript of the gene FMNL1, whose product is annotated as formin-like 1. Lineage: Eukaryota; Metazoa; Chordata; Aves; Charadriiformes; Charadriidae. Bases 1 to 2505 code for a protein of 834 amino acids. Gene Ontology annotation, biological process: cortical actin cytoskeleton organization; regulation of cell shape; cell migration. Gene Ontology annotation, cellular component: cytosol. Gene Ontology annotation, molecular function: actin filament binding; small GTPase binding. The record is from RefSeq and is a predicted model, not a curated record. The transcript has 20 exons.